AUGCCCUUUAUCCAACAAGUCUCUAGACUAGUAGCGUUGAGAAAUAUGUCGACGAACGUUAAGCAUUACGAAUAUUUAGUUAUCGGUGGUGGUUCCGGUGGAGUUGCCUCCAGUAGAAGAGCAGCUUCUUACGGAGCAAAGACCUUGCUAAUCGAGGCCAAAGCCAUGGGUGGUACUUGCGUUAACGUAGGCUGCGUGCCAAAGAAGGUUAUGUGGUAUGCUUCAGACCUAGCAACUCGUUUGAGCCACGCAAACGAAUAUGGGCUAUUCCAGGGCACCGAGUUAACUCGCGAGAAGUUGACCUUCAACUGGGCUCAAUUCAAACAAAAACGGGACGCUUACAUUGAGCGCUUGAACGGAAUUUAUGAACGUAAUUUGGCUAAAGAAGGUGUGGAUUUUAUGUAUGGUUGGGCUAAAUUUAACAAAGACGGUCAGGUCGAGGUGACGAAGCUCGACAGCACCAAGGAACUUUUCACAGCCGACCGCAUUUUGAUCGCAACUGGCGGUACUCCAAUCAAGCCAGACGGUAUUGAGGGUUACGAAUUGGGAAUUGACUCUGACGAGUUUUUCAAACUUGAAAAGCAACCCAAGAAGGUUGUGGUUUCCGGUGCAGGUUACAUUGGCGUUGAGUUGGCUGGUGUGUUUCACGGGUUGGGCACCGAAACUCACAUGGUGAUCAGGGGUGAGACUUUGUUGCGUAAGUUUGACGAUUCCAUUCAAACUGCUAUUACCGAUCACUACGUCAAAGAAGGCAUUAACAUUCAUAAGAGCGCCAAGAUCUGUAAAGUGGAAAAAUCCGAUGUUACGGGCAAACUAACGGUUUACUUGGAUAACGGAGAAAAUAUCUCCGAAGUAGACGAGCUGCUAUGGACUAUUGGUCGUAAAACCCAAUUGGGCUUUGGCUGUGAACACGUUGGAGUCGAGCUUAACGACAAAGAGCAAGUUAUCGUCGAUGAGUAUCAGAACACCUCAGCACCUAACAUCUACUCGUUGGGAGAUGUCAUUGGUAAGGUCGAGUUGACCCCUGUGGCUAUUGCUGCUGGUAGAAAAUUAUCAAACAGGCUGUUUGGCCCCGAGAAGUUUGCCAAUCAGAAGCAGGAUUACGAAAACGUCCCAAGUGUGGUGUUCUCGCACCCAGAAGCUGGUACCAUUGGCUUGACCGAAAAGGAAGCCAUUGAGAAGUAUGGUAAAGACAACAUCAAGGUUUACAACAGUAAAUUCACUGCCAUGUACUAUGCUAUGCUGGAACACAAGUCGCCUACCAGUUACAAGUUGGUUUGCGCCGGUGAAGACGAGAAAGUUGUUGGUUUGCACAUUGUCGGGGACUCAUCCGCCGAAAUUUUGCAAGGUUUCGGAGUUGCUGUCAAGAUGGGUGCUACAAAGGCUGACUUUGAUUCAUGUGUUGCCAUUCAUCCAACCAGUGCUGAAGAACUGGUCACCAUGUAA
Messenger RNA from Lachancea meyersii CBS 8951, 1446 nucleotides. Lineage: Eukaryota; Fungi; Ascomycota; Saccharomycetes; Saccharomycetales; Saccharomycetaceae. The record is from the annotation of a GenBank genome assembly.